Molecule: messenger RNA, 3181 nt
Organism: Liolophura sinensis
Lineage: Eukaryota; Metazoa; Mollusca; Polyplacophora; Chitonida; Chitonidae
Product: CD151 antigen-like
Exons: 8
Coding region: 547-1422 (291 amino acids)
Cellular component (GO): plasma membrane
Source: RefSeq, a predicted model, not a curated record
UAUUUUGUAGUUUUGGGGUUCCAAGCAACAGAAAUCAAUGUAUAAAAGUGUAAUAAAAUUUAUAUAUUGUGAGUAUUUUUUUCGACAUUUGAUUGACAUAGAAAAGUGAAGAGUCUUUUAAGUUGAAUAUUGGUACUGUUAGGCACAAUUAAAUUCAAAACUCAUUAUUGCGAUUGCAUUGUGCUAUAUUUUCGAUAGAAAAAUGCUGGAUGUACUGGUAGGUCUGCUGCUACAGUCAAAGGUAUAGAGCUCCAAGUAAAUACCUUUAUACAUGUACUGGUUACGAAACCAUUGAUAUACAUGAGCAAAUGAUAUCCGAGUACAUGAAGUGAGAUAAACACACUUGCUGCCACUACCGUAAAUAUAACUGCCUGGUAUACUGCAACACUCCAAAUUACUAAAUACUCCGUGCAUGGUAUUCAAGAAAUUCAUUUUGCUAGGUUUACAACCAUAGAUUAUAUUUUACAGGUGAAACCCACAUAACUAUCUAAGGCCUUCAAGAGAACCUGUGAUUUCCCUGGUGUUCAGCAUUCAGAAGGUCCCAGCAUGAAGUCUGGAGCCAAGUGUAUAGGGCUAUGUCUAGUCAUAUAUAAUAUAAUAUGCUUUAUAUUAGGUGCAGUGAUUCUUGGAAUAGGAAUUUGGACAGCUGUCGAUCGUAUAUUCCUGUCUGAGAUCAUAGGGACAUAUUUGUAUUCAGCAGCCUCAUAUUUGUUGAUCACAGGAGGGGGCAUAAUUCUUAUUGUGUCAUUUGUAGGAGGCUUUGGAGCUUGUACCAAGAUGCGCUGCAUGCUUAUCACUUAUUUUGGACUUUUGGUUCUCAUUUUCCUGUGCCUGGUUUUGGCAGCCAUUUUAGCGGUGGUUUUCAGAGGAGAGAUUGAGAAUACAAUGAAGAUGACAAUGAGAGAUACAUUAAUAAACAAAUAUGGUGUGAAUGUUCAUGGCAACGAUGAAAAUUUUGCUGUCACCAAAGCGUGGGAUGAAACACAGUGGAGGUUUGAAUGUUGUGCUGUUGAUGACAGUAUGGACUGGGAUUACAGGGUGUACAGAACAUCAAACUGGUUCCAAGAAACUCAAUUACAACAAAGUCCAGAAAACCAGAAAUUUGUUCCAGAGACGUGUUGUAAGCGAAUCACAGUUGACCAGUCUGACCGGUACAAGAACCUUGAGGCUUGUCAACAACCCUUACUACCAAUUCCUCCUAAAGGGGACCCCAGCUUUGGAGACAACGACUCCUUCAAUAGCAAGGGUUGCUUUUCCACAGGCUACGAAUUGGUGAUGAGUCAGGCUGGAAUCAUACUUGGAAUGGGUUUUGCAUUCGCCUUAGCCCUUAUUUUAGGCAUGGUUAUCACAGUAUUGUUGUACCGCAGUCUCUCACAUGAGGAAACAGGUGGUGGCGGCGACGAGAGAGAUGACCAGUUGUGAAGCAAGUAAAGCAACAGUGGCUUUAUUACAGGUUUCACUUGCUGCGAGCAUGUGAUGAGCAUUCUCUAUCUGGAGCUGGGAUUUACCAUGACAGGCUAAUUAAUGGAAGUUACACAAGGCACCAGACCUGUGAAAUGUGGAGGGGCGGAAAAGUAUUAGCGUGUAGCACAUUAUUUAGAACUGUGCCGUAAUGCUUGUGAACAUACAUGUAGGAAAUAUAUUGCCUGAUUUCCAGACAAGCCCGGUAUGUGGGAAAGAUGUUUUUAUAUUAAUUAUAAUGAUAAUGGCAUGGGAUUGAAAGGACUAGUAAUUUUUUUGAAGAUGCGUGAAUGUGAUAGUUGAGUUUAAAGGUUACAGAUGUGUGUGCAUGGUGAAUGUCAGAAGUGAAUUUAAUAAGUAGCUCAAUUGAUCUGAUUUUAAACAUAUCGUAAAACGUGUCCUCAUUGGCCAAAUGUGGCCAAGACUGUCUGUGCAUGUAAUGUAUGCACACAGGCAUCCGGUGCGAAUUCAAAUGGUUAGAAGUCAUGUGAUUUCAUUAACAUGGAUUGAUGUUCUUUUGAUCCACUUCAGUCAACAAAAUUCACACCAGUAUGAUUUACCAAUCGAUAUACAUUCAAGAAUCUUGUAUCAGUACUGCCAUCUGAUAACACAAAAUUCCAUACAUACACGCUUGAAGGCAGUGUUUGGCUUUGAUCUAAGUUAAUUUGAUUCUGUAGCACAACAUUAUUUAGAACUGUGCCGUAAUGCUUGUGAACAUACAUGUAGGAAAUAUAUUGCCUGAUUUCCAGACAAGCCCCAGGUGUGGGAAAGAUGUUUUUUUAUGUUAAUUAUAAUGAUAAUUGCAUUGGAUUGAAAGGACUAGUAAUUUUUUGAAGAUGACAAGCGUGAAUGUGAUAGUAAAGUGUAAAGGUUACAAAUGUUUGUGUGGUGAAUGUCAGAAGUGAAUUUCCUAAGAAGCUCAAUUGAUCUGAUUUUAAACCUAUCGUAAAAUGUGCCCUCGUUGGCCCAGUGUGGCGCAAAACUGUCGGUGCAUGUAAUAUAUGCAAACAGGCAUCUGGUGCAAAUGCUGACAGCAGCAGUUCGACCUUACUAUGUCAGAUGGUUAGAAGUCAUGUGAUUUUGUUAACAGAUUGAUGUUCAUUUGAUUCAUUUCAGUCAGCAGUAUUCACACUAGUAUGAUUUACCAAUGGAUAUAUAUAAAAGAAACUUCUACCAUUACUGCCAUCUGAUAAAUUUUGUGGUUGCUUCAGUUUGGUACCAAUCAAGCUGUAGUGAAAUAUGGGUAGCUGGCUACCUCAGUCAUUAAUCAGACAUGUAUCACACAUUGUUCCCCUAAAAACUAAUCGUUUUUCUGGUUUAUGCAUAUUUUUGUUAUUUUUUUUUAUAUGCUUUUGGAUAUAGGUUAAUGAUUUUUAAUGUUCAUGUCAUAAAAUUGGGAGUGAUAAGCACAUGUGUAUCUAAUAGAAACUAUCUCUUUAUAUCUAGCUUUUUAAACCUUGUACGCAACUCCAAAAUGUUUAAGGUUUUUUUUUUCUUUUCAUCACAUGAAGUUUCACCUGGUGUACACGUUUACAUUUUUAUUGUGAAAAUUAUUUCUCAUCUAAGGACAGUUCUGUGCAUUUUGCUAUCUACUUUUAAUCUUGGUGCUCAAAGCGAAACGUGUCUUCUUCAGUGCGUUCGUCAACUGAACAUUUUUUAUAUACAAAGACUGUUCCACUGUAUAUGGCUGCUAUAUCCCAUACAAAUCGUUUUUAUUCAU